This is a messenger RNA of Gadus chalcogrammus (walleye pollock), 1851 nucleotides long. Its product is annotated as unconventional myosin-Id-like. Gene Ontology annotation, molecular function: microfilament motor activity; actin filament binding; ATP binding. Gene Ontology annotation, cellular component: vesicle; microvillus; actin cytoskeleton. The record is from RefSeq and is a predicted model, not a curated record. The coding region runs from base 193 to 1737 and encodes 514 amino acids. Lineage: Eukaryota; Metazoa; Chordata; Actinopteri; Gadiformes; Gadidae. The transcript has 12 exons. Gene Ontology annotation, biological process: vesicle transport along actin filament; actin filament organization.
CUGCACUCGCAUGCACCCUCACGGCCGACACUCACACACUCUCGCCACUACCGGGUCGUGGGGUGGAGAAGGCUGCAUCUCCUGUGAAGGCUCUCUCGCUCCCUCCUGCUGUGCUGAAAGCAGAUUUGUGUGUGUGUUUGUGUGUGUGUGUGAGUGUGAGUGUGUGUCGGUGUGCUGAUUGAUGUGUGAGGAAUGGCGGAGCUGGAGGCCUUGGAGUUUGGGAAGUCCGACUUUGUUCUGUUGGACGAAGUCAACAUGGAGCAGUUCAUGGAGAACCUCAAGCUGAGGUUCGAAAUGGGUCGGAUCUACACCUUCAUCGGGGAGGUGGUGGUCUCCGUCAACCCCUACCGGGAGAUGGACAUCUACGGCAAAGAGGCCAUCGGCGCGUACCGCGGGCGCGAGCUGUACGAGAACCCGCCGCACCUCUACGCAGUGGCGGACGCCGCCUACAAGGCCAUGAAGAGACGGGCCAAGGACACCUGCAUUGUCAUCUCAGGAGAGAGUGGCGCCGGGAAGACGGAGGCCAGCAAGUACAUCAUGCAGUACAUCGCGGCCAUCACCAACCCCAGCCAGAGGGAGGAGGUGGAGAGUGUGAAGAACGUGCUGCUGAAGUCCAACUGCGUGCUGGAGGCCUUCGGCAACGCCAAGACCAACCGCAACGACAACUCCAGCCGCUUCGGCAAGUACAUGGACAUCAACUUCAGCUUCAGCGGGGAUCCCACCGGCGGUCACAUCAACAACUACCUCCUGGAGAAGUCUAGGGUGGUUCACCAGCAGCAAGGAGAGAGGAACUUCCACUCCUUCUAUCAGUUGUUGCGUGGGAGUCCCCAAACCCUGCUGGAGAGCUAUCACCUUCAGGGCGACCCCGCCGUCUACGCCUACACUAAGGAGGGGGCGGGAUCCUCUGCCAACAGCGACCAGUCGAGCCACCGAGCCGUGAGAACGGCUCUCAAGGUCAUCGGCUUCUCAGAGGACGAGAUCGAGUCCAUCUACAGAGUCCUGGCCACCAUACUACUACUGGGUAACAUCCAGUUCGGGACGGAGGAGGAGGUAGUCCAGGUGGAGGGCGACGGCGAGGUGGUGAGCCACGUCGCUGAGCUGACCUCCACCCAGCCCGAGCAGGUGGAGAAGGCCCUGCUGUUCCGCACGGUGGCCACCGGGGGCGGCGACGUCAUCGAGAAGGGACACUCAGAGCACGAGGCCUGCUUCGGCAGGGAGGCCUUCUCCAAGGCUCUCUAUGAGCGGCUGUUCGGCUGGAUCGUAGGCCGUAUCAACAGUGUGAUCGAGGUGAAAGACUACAACCCAAUGCUUCAUGGGAAAAACACCGUGAUUGGCGUUCUGGACAUCUAUGGCUUCGAGAUCUUCGACAACAACAGUUUUGAGCAGUUCUGUAUCAACUACUGCAAUGAGAAGCUGCAGCAGCUGUUCAUAGAGCUGAUCCUGCGUCAGGAGCAGGAGGAGUACGAGAGGGAGGGCGUGGCCUGGCAGCAUAUCGAGUACUUCAACAACCAGAUCAUCGUGGACCUGGUGGAGCAGAACCACAAGGGCAUCCUGUCCAUGCUGGACGAGGCCUGCCUCAGUGUGGGGCGCGUCACCGACACCGUGUGCCUGGAGAGCAUGAGCUCCAGGCUGGCACAGCACCCCCACUACACCGACCGCAAGCUGACCCCGGCCGACAAGACCAUGGAGUUCCAGAAGCACUUCCGGAUCCGCCAUUACGCCGGAGACGUCACGUGAGUCACAUGACCUUCCUCUUCCACUGUGGUCAUCAUCAGCCCCAUCAUCGCCUUCAUGACCUUCCUCCUCCGACUUUAUGCCGAAGAAUAACCGCCACGUUUCUGCUGUUGUGUA